Molecule: messenger RNA, 1502 nt
Organism: Alnus glutinosa
Lineage: Eukaryota; Viridiplantae; Streptophyta; Magnoliopsida; Fagales; Betulaceae
Product: dof zinc finger protein DOF3.6-like
Exons: 2
Coding region: 139-1143 (334 amino acids)
Biological process (GO): regulation of DNA-templated transcription
Molecular function (GO): DNA binding; DNA-binding transcription factor activity
Source: RefSeq, a predicted model, not a curated record
AGCUUUCCUCCUCCCCUCCUCUUUAAUCUCUUUUUGCUUUCUUUCUUGGCUCUGGUAUUCCCUUGGUGCGAUUCUCCACCAUAUUUCCAAAAGACCCAUCAAACUUUAUAAAAGAAAAAAAAAAAUAGAUCAAAAACCAUGGUUUUCUCAUCUGUUCCAGUCUUUUUAGAUGCUCACAAUUGGCAGCAGCAACCAAAUCAUCAACAAGGAAGUGAUGACAAUCAAAACCCACUGCUCCCACCACCCCAUCAUGCUGGCGGUGGUGCCGGCUCAAUCCGGCCUGGUUCAAUGGCUGAUCGAGCCAGGUUAGCCAAAAUACCCCAGCCAGAGACAGCUCUGAAGUGUCCCCGGUGUGAUUCCACCAAUACAAAGUUUUGCUACUUCAAUAAUUACAACCUUGGUCAGCCCCGUCACUUCUGCAAGACAUGUCGGCGUUACUGGACUAGAGGGGGUGCCCUUAGGAAUGUUCCGGUGGGAGGCGGUUGCCGUAAAAACAAGAAGAGCAAAAGCAGCAGGAAUAAAUCUCCGGCUGCGUCAACUGAGAGACAAAUGGGUCCCAACUCUAGCAGUGCAAUUCCCUCUGCCUGUACCUCAGAGAUAAAUAUUGGUCUUUUGCCUCAGCAACCUCCUCAAUUACCCUUCAUAGCCUCUUUACAGAAUUUUAGCAGGUAUGGUGUUGGAAAUAUUGGCUUAAACUUCAGUGACAUUGAUGCCAGAAACUUGCCUACAUCCGAUGUUAGAAACUCAAGGUAUGACCUUUUUAUGAAGACUGGUCUGGUUGAAAACCACCCUGCAUCGGACAUCCCGGCACAGACUGAUCUGGCCGGGUAUCAGAUUGGAAGUGGUUCAGGUGGAGGAGUGGAUCCGUGGCGUUUUCAGCAAUUCCCUUUCAUGGGUGGAUUUGACUCAUCCCCAGCUUUAUACUCAAUUCAAAGUGAAGGAGUCGAAGUACCAUCUCCUUUAGUUGGAGAUACUCAUGAGCUUAGGACUAUGACUUCAAAUUCUAGGGUUUCUCAGCUGCCUCCAGGGAUGAAAAUGGAAGAUCAAAGACCAGGGCAAAAUUUGUCAGGUCUCAACUGGGGAGGACAUGCAUGGACAGAUUUAUCAGGUCUCCACUCUUCUUCAUCCACCCAUCUGUUGUAAUUCUGAUAUUUCUUGCAUCGUCAGCUCACCAUUAGCUAAAGUUUUUAAUCCGGGAUUUAUGAUGAAGAGGGUUGGAUGUGAUAAUGAAUAACUUUGAAUAGCAAGCUCCACUGAAACUGCGAAAGCUGAAUUGAGGAAACUCUCAUGGGGAAGAACCAAAAAAAUGGUAGAAUUCGUAUCCAUGUACUGUUGUUAAUUAUAGUUUUAUGUAUUUUUAUUUUUAUAUUUUAUGUUUUCUGUGCUGUAUGGUCUUGUUUCUAGAAGUAUUGUGUGUGUGUGAGGUGAUGGAGUUUGUUAUAUGUAAGACAUGAACCUUAUUUAUGUAGAAAAACUUCAUGGCAACUUAUUUUCCAACUCUA